Molecule: messenger RNA, 1167 nt
Organism: Perkinsus marinus ATCC 50983
Lineage: Eukaryota; Perkinsozoa; Perkinsida; Perkinsidae
Product: Spo0B-associated GTP-binding protein, putative
Exons: 9
Coding region: 1-1167 (388 amino acids)
Cellular component (GO): mitochondrion
Molecular function (GO): GTP binding; GTPase activity; magnesium ion binding
Source: RefSeq, a predicted model, not a curated record
AUGCUAACGACCGUUAAGUCUUCGCGUAGAGCCUUUUCUGGUGCUGCACUGAGUGCGGGCUUGGUGGACCGUAGACGUGUCGAGGUUAGAAGUGGCCAAGGAGGCGCAGGCCAUGUGUCUUACAUCAAGCACGUCAGUCCGAAGUUGUUCGGCCCUGGAGUCCCAGCAGGCGGCAAUGGAGGUCGAGGGGGAGAUGUGAUUUUCAAGGCCGAUCCUAAUGUGAUCUCCCUCACGAAUGUGCCUCGUGUGGCAAGGGCCAUGGAUGGAGGGAAAGGCCGCAAUAGGAAAAUAUCCGGCAAGAACGCAUCCCCACUGGUGGUGAAGGUGCCUCUAGGCGUCGUAGUAUCGACAGAGCCCCGGGAAGAUCGGGAGAAGUCUGUCGUACUUGCUGACCUCAACAAGGCCGAGCAGUCUUAUACUGCCGCCUUUGGGGGAGCUGGUGGCCAUGGCAAUGUCGUUCUGGACCAUCCGCAUGACUUCACUGUUGGAGAUUGUGGUGAAGUUAAACACCUUAUACUGGAGCUCAAGUCUAUAGCAGAUGUGGGCCUAGUAGGGUUCCCAAAUGCUGGGAAGUCGAGUUUGUUGAGAGCGCUCACUAAAGCGCGACCAAAAGUUGCAUCUUAUCCUUUUACAACCCUCGCACCACAUCUAGGGACUCUUCGGUUCACUGACGACCAGGACGGCGGCUAUGUCAUAGCUGAUUUGCCCGGCCUCGUGGAAGGAGCUCACGACAACGUCGGUCUCGGUCAUCAGUUCCUACGCCACAUACAGAGGACAACAGCUCUGCUCUAUGUGGUAGGGCUAUUACCUCUACCGCAAUCUGCUCCAAGUACACUAGCAUUGAGCACCCUCAGAGCACUCCAGCUAGAAGUCAAACUAUACUCUGGGGAGAUGGCGGAUCGCCCUUUCAUAGUCCUCGUCAACAAGUGUGAUGGUUUAGGCAUCGAGCCAGCACUGGCAGCGGCAAACACCAUCGAUAUGGAGCUCAGCAAGGAAGGGUUCAAAGAUGCCGUGGUGGCCACAAGUGCCCUCAUGGGUUUCAGCCUGGAACUGGUGGCGCGUAAGAUACGCCGACUUAUGGAGGAAGCUUUCAAGCGCUUGGAGUUGCCCGACAUUGACACUGACAAUUCAACUGAGCAUGAUGUGGUUUCGGUUGUGGUUUCUUGA